Molecule: messenger RNA, 4473 nt
Organism: Pelobates fuscus (common spadefoot toad)
Lineage: Eukaryota; Metazoa; Chordata; Amphibia; Anura; Pelobatidae
Product: peroxidasin homolog
Exons: 21
Coding region: 38-3868 (1276 amino acids)
Biological process (GO): response to oxidative stress
Molecular function (GO): heme binding; peroxidase activity; protein binding
Source: RefSeq, a predicted model, not a curated record
AUCAAGUCUGCUUCUCGUUCUCCUGUUAAAGGACCGGAUGGAUGCCUGUCCUAGUCGCUGUUUGUGUUUCAGGACCACUGUACGGUGCAUGCAUCUGAUGCUGGACACCAUCCCUAAUGUCCCGCCACCGACCAGGAUACUGGAUUUGCGCUUUAACCGUAUCCGAGAGAUUAACUCAGAUCAUCUCCAGAAACUGCGGCACCUCAAUACUUUAUUACUGAACAAUAAUCACAUCAGAAUUAUAACGCAUGGAUCACUCCAAGGAUUAGACAACCUCCGAUUUCUCUACCUUUACAAGAAUGAAAUUCAGAAUAUCCAGAAGAAUUCAUUUCAAGGUCUGCGCUCCCUGGAGCAGCUAUAUCUUCAUUUCAAUAAGCUGGAGCAUUUGGCUGCAGACACUUUAGGAGAGCUGCCCAAACUGGAAAGACUAUUCUUACAAAACAACCGAAUCACCAGGAUCCAGCCACUUACCUUCUCUCUGCUCCCAUCGUUGACUCGCCUACGUCUAGACUCCAAUCCAUUAACCUGUGACUGUGAGCUCAUGUGGCUAGCAGAUCUCUUGAGGAAAUACGCAGUUAAGAGCAGUGCGCAUGCCGCGGCUACCUGUGAACAGCCGACACACCUACAGGGGAAAUCUGUGAGCUCACUGUCAGCUGAUCAGUUCAAAUGUGAGAUCCCUCGCAUUCUGUCUGAACCCCGAGAUGCUGACAUCACAUUGGGGAACACUGUUUAUUUCACCUGCCGGGCAGAGGGGAACCCCAAACCUCAUAUUGUGUGGCUGCAUAACACAAAUGAGAUUGAUCUGAGUUAUGAUGGCCGUUUAAAUCUGCUGCAUGAUGGGACAUUGAUGAUACAAGAUACAAGAGAGUCGGAUAAAGGAGUUUAUCAGUGUGCAGCCAAAAACAUAGCUGGCGAGGUGCGGACGCAGGAAGCGGUACUACGCUACUUUGGCAGCCGCACAAAGCCUGCCUUUAUAAUCCACCCACAGAACACAGAGGUGCUUCUAGGGGGCAGUUUGACACUGGAGUGUGGCGUAUUUGGGGACCCUAAACCUGUAAUUACCUGGACGACAGAUAAUGGGGACCCUAUUCCCAGUAGUGAGAGGUUUACUGUAACCAGCUCUGGAGAGCUCUUUAUCCAGAACGUUAAGAUUUCCGAUCACGGACUGUAUCGAUGUCAUGCGAGUAACGAUGAGGGGUCUAUCGAGGCAUCUGCACUGAUUAUUGUACAAGACAAACAGAAAUUCACUGUGACUCCCAGUGACCAAACGGUAACAGAGGGCAGUGACACAGAAUUCCCGUGCGCUGCACAAGGACACCCAACCCCUGUGAUAUCAUGGACCAAAGCAGGUGAAGAGUUACCAAACGAUGGAAGACACAAUGUUCUGUCAUCGGGUACUCUUCGGGUGCUUAGAGUAGGACUGCGUGAUUCCAGUGAGUACCAAUGCCACGCUACCAGCAGUCUUGGCGUCAGCUCUGUAACUGUGAAACUGCGCGUCAGGCCACACGACGAUGUGCGUGUUGGCGAUGAAUUUGUGAAGAUAUCUUUACAGGAAGCGAUCCGGGGAGUGAACGCAAGCAUCACCUCCACUCAGCAACAUCUAUUCAGCACACUCCCCAAGAUGCCCGGUGAUCUUCUGGCUCUCACACGCUAUCCCCGAGACCCCCAAGCAGUCAGUGACGCGAAAGCAGCAGAGAUCAUGGAAAGGACCCUGGAGCUAAUUGAAGAACAUGUUCGGGAAGGGCUUGCUGAAGACAUUGAUAGCCAGAGUUUCCAUUACAUUGACCUGGUCUCUCCACAAUACAUCAGUAUGAUCGCCAAUGUCUCCGGCUGCUCGGCCCACCGCAGUACUCCCAACUGUUCAGACAUGUGCUUCCACCAGCACUACCGCACACAUGAUGGUUCGUGUAACAACCUCCAACAUCCUAUGUGGGGUGCUUCGCACACAGCCUUCCUGCGGCUGCUUAAACCAGCCUAUCAGAAUGGUUUGAACCUCCCCCGAGGUCUUGGAUUAACAGAAGAUUCAGGAGAACUUCCUUUACCACUUCCUCGCUUGGUGUCCACUACCAUGAUUGGCACAGAGACCAUAACACCAGAUGAGCAAUUUACACAUAUGCUUAUGCAGUGGGGCCAAUUCUUGGAUCAUGAUUUGGAUCAGACUGUACCAGCCCUUGGCAUGUCCAGGUUCUCAGAUAAUGCUCCUUGCAGUCAGGUGUGCUCCAAUGACCCCCCUUGUUUUCCCAUCAUGAUUCCUGAGAAUGACCCUCGUGUGAGCAGUGGACCAUGCAUGUUCUUUGCCCGAUCCAGUCCAGUUUGUGGCAGCGGGGUGACCUCUCUGCUUUUGGACUCACUUUAUUCUCGAGAGCAGAUGAACUUGCUCACAUCCUACUUGGAUGCCUCCAAUGUUUAUGGGAGCACAGAGCAGGAGGCUCAGGAUUUGAGGGAUCUUAGCAACCAGAGAUGGCUCCUGAGAAGGGGCAGUGUGGUAUCCAGCUCAGGCAAGUAUUUACUACCAUAUGCCAGUGGACCUCCUACUGAAUGCAUGCGUGAUGAGAAUGAGAGCUCCGUACCAUGUUUCCUAGCUGGAGAUUAUCGGGCCAAUGAGCAGCUCGGACUCACAGCAAUGCACACUUUAUGGUUUCGGGAACAUAACCGCAUUGCAGAUCAGCUGCUGAAGCUCAAUCCUCACUGGAGUGGCGAUCGAAUAUACCACGAAGCCAGGAAACUGGUGGGCGCUCAAAUGCAGCACAUUACCUACACUCACUGGCUUCCUAAAAUUCUUGGAGAAGCUGGAAUGAGUAUGUUGGGGAAAUACAAUGGCUAUAAUCCCAACCUUCAUGGUGGUAUCUUCAAUGCCUUCGCCACUGCUGCAUUUCGAUUUGGCCACACUCUAAUCAACCCUAUCCUCUAUCGUUUGAAUGAAACCUUCCAGCCCAUUCAACAAGGACACCUCCCACUACAUAAGGCUUUCUUCAGUCCAUUUAGGUUGCUCCAGGAGGGAGGCAUUGAUCCCAUACUACGCGGCCUCUAUGGAGUUCCUGGUAAAAUGCGCGUUCCCACCGAGUUACUCAACACAGAGCUAACGGAGAAGCUUUUCUCUGCAGUGCAUUCUGUGGCUUUAGAUUUGGCUGCCAUUAAUAUCCAACGAGGGCGUGAUCACGGAAUUCCACCAUACAAUGACUACAGAGUCUUCUGCAAUCUCACCUCUGCUCAGGAAUUUGACGACUUAAAGGAAGAGAUCCAAAACCAAGAGAUAAGGGAGCUACUCCGCAGCCUCUAUGGAACACCAAAGAAUGUGGAUCUGUUCCCAGCACUGAUGGUGGAAGACCUGGUACCGGGGACUCGAGUUGGACCCACCCUGAUGUGCCUCUUAGUCAAUCAGUUCAAACUCAUUCGAAAUGGAGACAGGUUCUGGUACAGUAACCCCGGUGUAUUCACGGCUGCUCAGCUGGCUCAGAUUCAGCAGUCUUCACUGGCUCGUGUCCUCUGUGAUAACGGAGAUCAGAUCAGACAUGUCCAGGAAGAUGUGUUCCGCGUGGCCACGUACCCUGACGGCAUGCGUGCCUGUGAGGACCUCCCGGGUGUAGACCUGCGCCUCUGGCAGGAGUGUUGUGAUGGCUGUGGGACUCGUGGCCAAUCUGAGGCUCUGUCUCAACAUUUCCGACUCCGAAGAUCUCUGAAAUUCAGCCACAAAGAGGACAACCCAUCCCACCCCAGACUGGCUGAAGACCCUCAAGAAUACAGCAUGGGGUACAUUGUGCAUCAGUUUGAAGGAGCCAUCACUGAGCUGAAGAGCAAGGUCCAAGAGCUCGAAGCCAAGCUGAGUUGGAUUUACCGAAAGUCUCCAGCAAGGCGGCGACGAUCGUAGAAUCCGUCACCAGGGCUAUGGAGAUACUGGGCUGAUUUGGAAUGAUCGAUUUGAACAGAGGGAUUCAGGGCGCUUCAUCUAUUGAAUCCUCAGAUUGCCACGAAGACUACAUCGAUACAUCGAAGACUGAUAGAAAAGAUAGAUUUUUUUUUCUUUAAAAAGACACUGUAUCCAACAUAACCACUUUAGUGUCCAGUGUACCUUGGUGUCCCCAUUAGAGGAAAUUAAUAUAUUGGUAAAGUGAAACUUGUACUUUAGAGACUUCUAGAGAGAGGGCCAGACCAGAGGGGUGCGGGAGCCAAAGUAAGAGUUAAGUAUUUGGCAUCACAACCAUAGCAGCAUGGUGUGGUGGUUGUGGUGCCUAGAGGGACAUUUUAAAGUUCACAUAAAAAGAUGGAACAAGAAGUGAACUUGUUUUAGCCAUUGGGGUUUCCUGUACGGAUCUUACUUCUACGUAUUGAUGGGCAGUGCGUGAAGAGGGCUGCCCUGCGGUAUAUUGAGUCCAGAAAUCAAUUGAUCAUUGUUGGUGUGCUACCCAUUGCUAUGAAUAAAGGGUUUGUCUCGGAAAUCAGUGGCCCUGACAGUUCAAUUUAGAAGCCACUUAU